Messenger RNA from Malania oleifera, 3134 nucleotides. Its product is annotated as probable linoleate 9S-lipoxygenase 5. Gene Ontology annotation, molecular function: oxidoreductase activity, acting on single donors with incorporation of molecular oxygen, incorporation of two atoms of oxygen; metal ion binding; protein binding. The coding region runs from base 270 to 2876 and encodes 868 amino acids. The record is from RefSeq and is a predicted model, not a curated record. Lineage: Eukaryota; Viridiplantae; Streptophyta; Magnoliopsida; Santalales; Ximeniaceae. The transcript has 9 exons. Gene Ontology annotation, biological process: lipid oxidation.
GAGAGAGAGAGUUUACGUAGAGGACGUGAAGAAGAGCAGGUCAUGAAGCUUCUUAGCAUUAACACGCAGCUACGUAGCCAGCUUGCCAAACUCCUGGCCUAUAAAUACCAUUCAUUGAUUCAUCAAUAUCCUCAUCUUCCAAUCCAAUCUCCAAUUUCUAGAUCAGCAGUAUAAAUUAAAACCUUUUCUCAAUUUAUACUUAGUUUCUAUAUAUAUAGUUUUGUUUUGAUAUAUAUUGCUUCAUAUUAGGAAGCUAAGGAGAUAGAUCGAUGGUGUUGGUUAAGGGGAUGGAUGGGUCGACGUCGUUAAAGGGAGAAAAUGAGAAGAAUACUAAUGGUGUGAUAAAAGUAGAAGGAAGGGUAGUGCUGAUGAAGAAGAACGUGUUGGAUUUAAAUGAUUUGCAUGCAUCUGUUCUUGAUCGCCUUCAUGAGUUGCUUGGGCGUCGAGUGUCUCUGCAACUCAUUUCUGCUGUUCAUGCUGACCCAUCAAAUGAGCUGAGAGGGAAACUUGGAAGGCCAGCAUACUUAGAAGAGUGGAUUACAACAUUCACUGGUUUAGCUGCUGGGGAGUUUGCUUUCAAGGUUACAUUUGAUUGGGAUGAAGGGAUAGGAGUUCCGGGGGCACUGCUCAUAAGAAAUAACCACCAUAGUGAAUUCUACCUCAAGACUGUCACACUCGAGGAUGUUCCUGGUCACGGUCGGAUUCACUUUGUUUGUGAUUCAUGGGUUUAUCCGGCUAAGCGUUACCAAAAAGAUCGCAUUUUCUUCACUAAUAAGACAUAUCUUCCAAGCGAUACCCCGGUGCCACUAUGCAAGUAUAGGGAAGAAGAACUAGUGGGCCUGAGAGGAAAUAAAAAGGGAGAGCUCGAGGAAUGGGAUCGAAUUUAUGACUAUGCUUACUAUAAUGAUUUGGGAGACCCAGACAAGGGUCAAAACUACGCCCGGCCAGUUCUUGGAGGGUCUACCGAGUUCCCCUAUCCUCGUAGAGGAAGAACCGGUCGAGCACCAACCAAGACAGACCCAAAGAGCGAAAGCAGGCUGUCCCUGCUAGAUGGCUUAAACAUUUAUGUUCCAAGGGAUGAACGGUUCAGUCACUUGAAGAUGUCAGAUUUUCUCACUUAUGGAUUGAAAUCCAUUGGUCAGUUCCUUCUUCCAGAGCUAGAAUCCCUAUGUGACAUCACGCCAACUGAGUUUGACGCAUUCCAAGAUGUACUAGACCUCUAUGAAGGAAGUAUCAAGCUACCAGAUGAUCCUUUGCUAAACAAAAUUAAGGAAAACAUCCCAUUUGAAAUGCUCAAGGAACUUGUUCGAACAGAUGGCGAAGGACUCCUCAAAUUCCCAAUGCCCCAAGUAAUCAAAGAGGAUAGGUCUGCAUGGAGGACAGAUGAAGAAUUCACAAGAGAAAUGCUAGCGGGCGUAAACCCUGUUAACAUCCGUCGUCUCCAAGAGUUCCCGCCAGCGAGCAAGCUGGAUCCUAAAGUAUAUGGAAACCAGAACAGUUCAAUAACCAAAAAACACAUUGAGAAGAUCCUAAAGGAGCUGACAGUUGAGGAGGCAAUCAAGACCAACAAGCUAUUCAUAUUAGAUCACCAUGAUGCACUGAUGCCAUACCUUAGGCGAGUAAACACUACUUCGACGAAAACUUAUGCCACGAGGACUCUCCUCUUCCUGAAAGAUGAUGGAACUCUAAAGCCUCUUGCUAUUGAAUUAAGCUUGCCACAUCCUGAAGGGGAUCAACAUGGUGCCAUUAGCAAAGUAUUCACACCGGCAGAACAUGGUGUGGAAGGCUCCCUUUGGCAGCUGGCUAAGGCUUAUGUUGCUGUAAACGACUCUGGCUAUCAUCAGCUUAUCAGCCAUUGGUUGAAUACCCAUGCAGUGAUUGAGCCAUUUGUGAUAGCAACGAGCAGGCAGCUGAGCGCGCUUCAUCCAAUUUAUAAGCUUUUGCAUCCCCACUUCCGCGAUACAAUGAAUAUAAAUGCUAUCGCUCGGCAAUUGCUUAUCAAUGCCGGUGGAAUACUUGAGAUGACAGUGUUCCCCUCAAAGUUUUCAAUGGAAUUGUCAGCUGUUGUUUAUAAGGAAUGGGUGUUCCCAGAGCAAGCACUCCCUGCAGAUCUCAUCAAGAGAGGAGUGGCAGUUCAAGACACAAAUGGCCCCCACGGCCUACACCUGCUAAUAGAAGACUACCCAUAUGCUGUUGAUGGGCUUGAGAUCUGGUCUGCAAUCAAAACAUGGGUUGAAGAGUAUUGCUCCUACUACUACCAUACAGAUGAAAUGAUCCAGGCAGAUCACGAGCUUCAGCAAUGGUGGAAGGAACUUCGAGACGAAGGUCAUGGUGACAAAAAGGAUGAGCCCUGGUGGCCUAAACUGGAUAACGUCCAGGACCUAACACAAACAUGCACCAUUAUCAUAUGGGUAGCUUCUGCUCUCCAUGCAGCAGUCAACUUUGGACAGUACCCUUAUGCAGGAUAUCUCCCAAACCGUCCGACCAUGAGCCGCCGGUUUGUCCCGGAACCAGGAAGUCCUGAGUAUGAGGAGCUGAAGUCAAACCCAGACAAGGUUUUCUUGAAAACCAUUACUGCUCAGCUGCAGACCCUUCUUGGCAUUUCCCUGAUAGAGAUUCUGUCAAGGCAUUCCAGUGACGAGGUUUAUCUGGGACAAAGAGCUACUCCUGAAUGGACUUCUGAUGCAGCACCAUUGGAAGCCUUUGAGAGGUUUGGGAAGAGGCUGGGGGAGAUUGAGAAUAGAAUUACAGAAAUGAACAAUGACUCAAGGUGGAAGAACAGAGUUGGGCCAGUCAAUAUGCCAUAUACAUUGCUGUUUCCUAGCAGUGAAGUUGGUCUCACUGGCAAGGGGAUUCCCAAUAGCACCUCAAUCUGAUUCUUUACUCGUUGGAUUCAUUCUCUCCCACUUAAUGUUCUUCAAUUUGUUCUUUCACUUCUGCCACAAGGCAUGUGCAGUUAGUCUAAAUAAAUGCAUGUAUAGGUGCUCACAGUAUUUAUAAUUUCUUAAGAUAAAUGCUUAUGUGAUUGAUAAUGGGGAUUGGGUUCAAAAAAUCCCAUGUGAUUUCUAAAUUCUUUCUCAUGUGAUUAGUUGUUUUUGGAAACUUAAUAAAGGGCUCUUGCAAAUCCUUUUUUU